AUGGUCACUCAAACGCUUGUCUCACGGUUGGAGAUUACAGAUCUGCGAUAUGACAUCACCUGUUACGGAGACUUUCUUCGGCAUAUUCCUGCGCGGUUGGGAAGGAAUGAAGCCCUAGAUGCAUCGGCUGAUGCGUUAGCUACGACGUUCUCGACGUUGCAUCGACCGCAGGGGUAUCAAACUGUUGAUGCGCUUACAAAGUAUGUCAAAGCGAUAAGUUCGUUGAGAUUGUGUUUGGAGGAUCCUGCGAAGGCGAGGAUGCCUGAGACUAUGUGUUCGGUGUAUCUGAUCAUGAUCUGUCAGGGCUGGUUGGGAAGAGAUGAUGACCCGACUACAAGUCACGGUCAGGGUUUGGCAUAUCUUCUCAAAGCGGCGGCGCGAGAGAACUGGAAAGCCGGUUUUGAAACAGACAUGCUCUUGACAUUCUGCGUCCCAGUCAUUAUCGAAAGCAUAUCAAACCCCAAGGUCAGGUUAGAAAAAUGGUUCUGGGACAUGCUCGACAACUUCAAAAAGAACAACCCCCCCUCAACGCCCGAAAGCGCAAAAGCCCAACAAGACGGCAAAGACGCAGGCGGAAUCCCCAGUCUAUCCAUCCGAAAUCUAGGCCGCCUCCCAGACUUCAUAAACGACCCUGAACUCCACCGCAUGGAGAUAACAUGCGCAUACCACCGCCUCUGCCGCGACCUCCGCAAACUCUCCGAGAUCGUCAAAGCAGUAACAUGGGCACCCGGCUUCUCCCCAACACCAAUGCAACUCCGCCUCUCCCGCUCCUACAACUCAGCCUACUCCGUCCUCCUCACAGUCCUCGUAAUAAUCAGCCAAAUCAUGCAAGCAUUUGAUCCGUAUAACCUGGCUCUAGUGGGAGAAGCAGCACUGUGUUCUUCAGAGGUGGUGUCUCUUGCGCAUAGGAUAAGUCAGUACAGACCGCUAGGUGCAAGCCAUGUUCCGCUGACGCUGGCUAUUGCGUGGGCUGCGACGGAUGAGCCGGGGAUGAAGAGGCAGUUGGAGGAGACGUUGGAGGAGUAUCAGCAGGAUUGGACUGUUACGCAGUGGAUGAAGGUUGGGUAUUGGUGGACAGAGAAGUUUGCGGAGUUGAGGGUGAGGUUGGCGCCGAGGGUAUCGCUGGAGGAGGAGGAGUUGUUGAUUAGGAGGGGGGAGGGGGAGGAUGAGGGGAUGAAUGGGAAGCAGCCUGCUGAUGAGUGUUGUGUUAUGUAG
This is a messenger RNA of Fusarium tjaetaba, 1215 nucleotides long. RefSeq lists its product as uncharacterized. The coding region runs from base 1 to 1215 and encodes 404 amino acids. The transcript is spliced from 3 exons. The record is from RefSeq and is a predicted model, not a curated record. NCBI's taxonomy places the organism in Eukaryota, Fungi, Ascomycota, Sordariomycetes, Hypocreales, Nectriaceae.